Messenger RNA from Ailuropoda melanoleuca (giant panda), 1878 nucleotides. It is a transcript of the gene DDX53, whose product is annotated as DEAD-box helicase 53. The transcript is spliced from 2 exons. The coding region runs from base 1 to 1878 and encodes 625 amino acids. Gene Ontology annotation, molecular function: ATP binding; RNA binding; RNA helicase activity. Lineage: Eukaryota; Metazoa; Chordata; Mammalia; Carnivora; Ursidae. The record is from RefSeq and is a predicted model, not a curated record.
AUGGCCUGGGCCCCAGAACAGAAAAGGGCAGAGCCUAAUCCAAGAGAUUUCAGGGCCGGCCGGGAUGGCAGGGGUGGUGGCGGCUGGAGCGCUCCCUCCGGCUCCAUGGAGCUUAGAGCCUCAGGCCCCAGAGAACCACCUCUCUGCUUUAGACUGAGGAGCAAUAUGAUUGGUGUGGUGAUUGGUCGUGGUGGAUCAAAGAUAAAAGACAUCCAGGCUAUGACAAACACCAAAAUACAGAUCAUAAAAGGUGAUUCUGAAGCAGAGGUAAAAAUUUUUGGCGCCACGGACAUGAAAGCAAAGGCCAAAGCAGCUAUAGAUGCUCUUGUUAAAAAACAAGAACGAGGCCACCAUUCAGAGUCCCGUGUGGAUAGUGCCACACCUCAGGCCUCUGCUGGAAGAGAGUUUCGCCCAGAUAACACUGGCGGUAGGCAAGUUCAGUCACUGAUAGAUUGGGAUCAAAUUAGGGCAGAAGUUGUAGAGUGGGAAAAAAGAAAAUGGGCAUAUUUACCACCAAUUAAGAAAAACUUUUACGUAGAAUCUGAAGCAACCAGCUCAUUGUCUCAAGUUCAGGUAGACAUGUGGAGAAAGGAAAAUUUUGACCUAAUAUGUGACGACUUGAAAGAUGGUGAAAAGCGCCCCAUCCCCAAUCCUACUCGUCUGUUUGAGGAUGCUUUCCAUCCUUAUCCUGAACUUAUUGAAAGCAUUAAAAGAGCAGGUUUUCAAAAGCCAACGCCAAUUCAGUCACAGGCGUGGCCAAUUAUUCUACAAGGAAUAGAUCUUAUAGGAGUUGCGCAAACCGGAACGGGCAAAACUUUGUCCUAUUUAAUGCCUGGGUUUAUCCACCUCAAUAAUCAACCAAUAUCCAGAGAGGAAAGGAAUGGACCUGGCAUGCUAGUCCUUACACCCACUAGAGAAUUAGCUCUUCAGGUGGAAGCUGAAUGUUCUAAGUAUUCAUAUAAAGGUCUUAAAAGUAUUUGUAUAUUUGGUGGCAGAAAUAGAGAACAACAAAUACGAGACAUUACCAAAGGCAUAGAUAUCAUUAUUGCAACUCCUGGACGACUAAAUUAUCUGCAAAUGAAUAACUUUGUCAACUUACAAAGCAUAACCUACUUAGUCUUAGAUGAAGCAGAUAAAAUGCUAGAUCUGGGGUUUGAACACCAGAUAAUGAAGAUUUUAUUAGAUGUGCGCCCAGACCGCCAGACUGUUAUGAUAAGUGCAACUUGGUCAGAUACCAUUCAUCAGCUUGGUCAGUCUUAUUUGAAAGAGCCUAUGAUUGUUUAUGUUGGUACUCUGGAUCUAGUUGCUGUUAAUACUGUGACGCAAAAUGUGAUCAUUACCACACAAGAAGAAAAACGAUCUCUUCUCCAAGAAUUCCUGCAGAACCGUUCACCCCAAGACAAAGUCAUCGUGUUUGUCAGAAGAAGACUUGUUGCUGAUGACUUAUCAAGUGAUUUGAGCAUCCAAGGCAUAACAGUGCAGUCACUACAUGGCGACAGAGACCAGCAUGAUCGUGAACGAGCAUUGGAGGACUUCAGAAGUGGAAAAGUGAAAGUACUGAUUGCUACUGAUUUAGCAUCCAGAGGUCUUGAUGUUAAUGAUAUCACACACGUAUAUAAUUACGACUUCCCGCGCAAUAUUGAAGAAUAUGUACACAGAGUGGGGCGAACUGGAAGAGCAGGGAAGACUGGUUUAUCAAUUACCCUCAUGACUCAAAAUGAUUGGAAGAUCGCCACUGAAUUGAUUAAAAUUCUGAAACGAGCAAAUCAGAGUGUCCCUGAAGAUCUUCUAACAAUGGCCGAGCAAUACAAAUUGCAUAAACAAAAAAAGGACACAGGAAAAAGAAAAUCUCAAGGAAAAUCCAGGGAGUUUUAUUGA